AUGGCAGGCGGCGCCACGGCGACGGCGCUGAGCGCGACGCCGGCGGGCGGCGGCUGGCGGCUGGAGUGCGGCGCGUGCGGGCGGGGCGUGCGCGUGGUGUGGCUGCGCGGCUCGCGCAUCACGCCCGCCCACCUCACGGCCGACCUGGCGCAGCACUGCCACCGCGCUGUGCUGCUGGUGCCCGAGCCGGACGAGGUGUGGUGCGCGGCGGUGACCGGCAACGGUGGCGCUGUGGCGGUGUUCCCCCCCCGCGGCUCCCCCGCACCCGCCCGCCACGCCGGAAGGGCCUUCUCGAACGCUCCAUACCCCAACCGCCGCACAUUCCUAACAUCAUUCUUAAUCUCCCUUGCUAUUGUCAAAGUCGCCACUGCGGUAGCACCCUCAGUCUUC
Iphiclides podalirius (scarce swallowtail) is the source of this 390-nucleotide messenger RNA. The record is from the annotation of a GenBank genome assembly. NCBI's taxonomy places the organism in Eukaryota, Metazoa, Arthropoda, Insecta, Lepidoptera, Papilionidae.